AUGUCUUCAGUUAAAAUUGACUUGAAUGUUGAUUUAAGAGAUUCUAGCAUAUGUAAUGAAGGAAAAUCUUAUAUGCUAGAUCUAAAUGUUGAUGCUUCAGAGCAACUUUUAGAAGAUGAAGUGCAAGUGGAGGAAUUACUUUUAGAAGAUGAGCAGCAACAUGAAAGUAAUGAUCUAGAAGGUGACAUACAAGUGGAAUUAGGAUUACAAGAAUCAAUUGAGCCAAGCUCAAAUUCUGGAGAAGAUAUUGAUGAUAAUGGUUCUAACACUCAAGUACCACAAGCACAAAGUAGUGGGAUGUUACGGAGAAAACGUUUGACUAAUGAUCAACGAAGAGUUGUGUAUGAUAUGCUAUUGAAGAAGAGUGUUAACGGAAAAUUAACUAAAAAUGCAACAAAAGAUGUGGCAUCACAAUUGUCAAUUCCUAUAUACGUUGUUCAACGUAUUUGGAAACGAGCAAAAGAUUGUGGUGAUGUAUCUCAUAAGUUGUCAAAUGCUGAACGGAAAAGAAUUCAGAUUGAUUUUGCUCAAAUUCGUAAUAUUCCUUUGCGUCAACGAACUACUCUUGCAUCUUUAUCUCAUGCUUUGAAGGUGAGCAAGACUACAUUGUAUAGGAAUUUUAAGGAAGGAGCUAUACGAAAGCACUCAAAUCCUGUUAAGCCUUCGCUAAAAGAAGAAAAUAAAAGUGCAAGGUUAAAGUUUUGCAUAUCAAUGCUUGAUAAUACCACCAUUCCACAUGAUCCAACUUUUGUGGGGAUGCAUAAUAUAGUUCACAUUGAUGAGAAGUGGUUUUACAUGAUAAAGAAAACUGAGAAUUACUAUUUGCUGCAAGAUGAAGAGGAUCUGAUUCGUAGUUGCAAAAGCAAAAAUUUUAUCACAAAAAUCAUGUUUUUAGUUGCUCAAGCUCGCCCGAGAUUUGAUGCACAGGGAAAUGAAAUCUUUAGUGGAAAAAUUGGUGUUUUUCCUUUUGUUACAAAAGAGCAUGCUAAAAGGACAAGUGCUAAUCAAGAGACAAUUAGGGUGAGCAUUGCCAGGAAGCUCAAGGUUGAUGCUUUGCUACUCAAGCUGCAGGAAGAAGAACGCCAAGGUGGUGAGCAAAGUGCUACUGCUACAGCUGCUCAGGAUGUGAGCAAUGAAGAGGAGGAAGGAUCUGAUGAGAGUGAAGAAAAGAGUGCAGAAGGAUCAGGAGAGGAGUCUAGUUCUGAAGACUAG
Molecule: messenger RNA, 1212 nt
Organism: Lotus japonicus
Lineage: Eukaryota; Viridiplantae; Streptophyta; Magnoliopsida; Fabales; Fabaceae
Exons: 3
Coding region: 1-1212 (403 amino acids)
Molecular function (GO): nucleic acid binding
Source: RefSeq, a predicted model, not a curated record